AUGUCACAGUCUGUGCAUCUCCUCACCCCAUCGAACCUCGCCGUCCCCAAACACAACACCUCCUUCCUUUCGCCCUUCAAUCGCCGGUUACCGGUCACCACCACCACCGCCACAACCGCCGUCCCCGUCUUCCCGAAGCUUUCGAUCAGAGCCGCCUCAUCCGAUCGCGAGCCUUCCGUUAUCGUCACCGACAACGGCACUUCCUCGUUGGGGCUCCAACCCCCUGCUUCGCAGCCCGACCAUGCUCUCUCCAGCUCCAUCGAGGUCGACGCUGUCACCGAAGCCGAGCUCAGAGAGAACGGAUUCCGUAGCACAAGGCGCACCAAGCUCAUCUGCACCAUCGGCCCAGCCACCUCCGGCUUCGAACAGCUCGAGUCGCUCGCUGUUGGCGGCAUGAACGUCGCUCGCAUCAACAUGUGCCACGGCACUCGCGAAUGGCACCGCGAGGUCAUACAACGCGUCAGGAAGCUCAACGAGGAGAAGGGGUACGCCGUCGCCAUCAUGAUGGACACCGAAGGCAGCGAGAUUCACAUGGGCGAUUUCGGUGGCGCCUCUUCUGCAAAAGCAGAGGAUGAUGAGAUAUGGACUUUUAGUGUCAGAGCUUUCGGCUACACUCUCCCCGAACGCACCAUCAAUGUGAAUUAUGAUGGUUUUGCUGAAGAUGUGAAAGUGGGGGAUGAACUGCUUGUGGAUGGUGGCAUGGUGAGGUUUGAGGUGGUUGAGAAGCUUGGUCCCGAUGUUAAAUGUAGAUGCACGGAUCCUGGGUUGUUGCUGCCUCGGGCUAAUUUGACUUUCUGGAGGGAUGGGAGUUUAGUGCGAGAACGUAAUGCCAUGCUUCCCACAAUUUCUUCUAAGGAUUGGUUGGACAUUGAUUUUGGGAUUGCAGAGGGUGUUGAUUUUAUCGCUGUAUCUUUUGUCAAGUCUGCUGAAGUGAUUAAUCAUCUUAAAAGCUAUAUUGCUGCACGGUCUCGAGAUAGCGAUGUUGCUGUCAUUGCAAAGAUAGAGAGUAUUGACUCACUAAAGAACUUGGAAGAAAUUAUUCUAGCAUCAGAUGGAGCAAUGGUAGCAAGAGGAGAUCUAGGUGCUCAGAUACCGCUAGAACAGGUACCAGCAGCCCAGCACAGGAUUGUUCAAGUUUGUCGGCAGCUAAAUAAGCCAGUCAUUGUGGCUUCUCAACUACUCGAAUCUAUGAUUGAAUAUCCUACACCAACUAGAGCUGAAGUGGCUGAUGUUUCUGAAGCAGUGAGGCAGCGAGCUGAUGCUUUGAUGCUCUCUGGUGAGUCUGCUAUGGGCCAGUUCCCGGAGAAGUCAUUGGCUGUUCUCAGAAGUGUUAGUCUGAGGAUUGAGAGAUGGUGGAGGGAAGAGAAACAUCAUGAAGCUAUGGAACUCCCAGGCGUUGGAUCGUCAUUUUCAGACAGUAUUUCAGAGGAGAUUUGCAUUUCUGCUGCCAAGAUGGCUAACAAUUUAGGGGUAGAUGCUCUUUUUGUCUAUACAAAGACGGGCCACACGGCAUCUCUCCUGUCACGCUGCCGGCCUGACUGCCCAAUCUUUGCUUUUACUAACACAACAUCUGUGAGGAGGCGUCUGAACCUACAGUGGGGUCUGAUACCAUUUCGGGUGAGCUUCUCUGAUGAUAUGGAAAGCAACCUGAAUAAAACCUUCUCACUGCUCAAGGCCAGGAAUUUGAUCAAAUCAGGUGACCUUGUUAUUGCUGUCUCAGACAUCUUGCAGUCCAUCCAAGUUAUGAAUGUUCCUUAA
Messenger RNA from Prunus armeniaca (apricot), 1758 nucleotides. The record is from the annotation of a GenBank genome assembly. Lineage: Eukaryota; Viridiplantae; Streptophyta; Magnoliopsida; Rosales; Rosaceae.